Boeremia exigua is the source of this 1482-nucleotide messenger RNA. RefSeq lists its product as uncharacterized. Gene Ontology annotation, cellular component: nucleolus. Gene Ontology annotation, biological process: rRNA processing; negative regulation of transcription by RNA polymerase II. Bases 1 to 1482 code for a protein of 493 amino acids. The transcript has 3 exons. Gene Ontology annotation, molecular function: DNA binding. The record is from RefSeq and is a predicted model, not a curated record. Lineage: Eukaryota; Fungi; Ascomycota; Dothideomycetes; Pleosporales; Didymellaceae.
AUGGUUUCCUUCUCAUGCGAAAACUGCGGUGACGUGCUCACCAAGAAGAAGCUGGAUCCGCACAGAAACCAGUGCUAUGGCGCAUCCUACACCUGCCUCGACUGCAUGGUCCAUUUCCCGGGCACCAGCUACAGAACCCAUACGGCCUGCAUAACGGAAGACCAAAAGUACCAGGGCAAGCUGUACAAAGAGAAGAAACCCAAGGGCCAGCAGCAAAAGAACAACUCGCAGGCUCUGACCCCUCACAACGCCUACGUCCAAGAUGCUGCUGAAGAGGACAACGCUGUUGCGCUCGUCGAUGCGCCCCCUCGCGCGCCCACCCCGCCGCCUGCUGCCCACUCGCUUGGCUAUCAUCAGCAAGCUGCCCUGCCGCCGGUGAACGUUUUCGACUUCCUCGACAACUCAGCGACCCCAAGUGCCCCCCGGACAGAGUCUCGCAUGAUCGAAGAUAGCGCACCGCCAGCAUACGCAGAGACACCCAAGUCUGCGACUGCAGACGUCAUGUCUUUUCAGAUCCCAGACGAUGCAUCAUUCAUUCAGACUGGCGAUGCGUAUGGCAAAGAGCCGGUUCGUCCGUCAAGUGAGCGAUUCGAUUCAUACACUACGCCCGCGCCCAAGUCAAAGAAGUCGAAGAAAGACAAGGAUGGUGAGACCACCACCAAGAAGAGUGAACGCAAGCGAAAACGCUCCCCAGCGGAACUUGACCUGUCAGCUGCACGAGCUCGGGACAGGGAUACCAUGAUGGAGGAUGCGCCUCCCGUGCUUCACUCUGGUCUUACUGGCGGACUCAACAGGCUGCUUGCGCGACCAGAGUUCCCACCCUCACCCGAUGACUCUGGGGACUUUGCAAACUCACCAUUGAGCCCCAUGAAGCGCGCCAAACAGGGCACGUCGAAAGCGCUGGAGCGUGCUCAGCGAGAGUGGGAGAACCAGGAGCAAAGGGGCAAGAAGGCGGAUGCUAAGGCAGAGAAGGAACGUCAAAAGAGCGAGAAAAAGGAAAAGAAAGACAAAGACAGGGGACGUGAGAAGGAACGCAAGGAACGCAAAGUAAGCACGGCACUGGUCAAGAUCAGGCCAAAGAAGAAUAAAGAUGCGUCGCCUCAGGUCAGACGUCGCCGUCAGUAUUCUUCGUCAGUGUCGCCUGCGCCGAGAGACCGGAAGCCCAAGGCUAUCGAGUACAGCUCAGGCUCACCGACCCCUGAUGGAAACGGUCAGCUUGUGGUACGCGCUGAAGCCGGUGAGCUUGCUCUUCCCGUCAGCACGCGCGCUGAGUUGUUCAUGUCUUUCAUCAGUAAAGGCCCUGAUUCCGAGCGAGGCGUUAGCGUCAACAAGGCUUUGAAGAAGUAUCAUCGCGAGCGUCACGAGCGUCGAGAAGACCAGCUGCACAAAGUAGACGAGGAGAAAGAGCUCUGGAAAGACAUGCGCCUCAAACGCAAUGACAGAGGCGAAAUCGUCCUCUUCUUUGCUUCCGAGUCGUCCUGA